Neocloeon triangulifer is the source of this 1385-nucleotide messenger RNA. RefSeq names its product probable cytosolic iron-sulfur protein assembly protein Ciao1. The transcript has 4 exons. The coding region runs from base 206 to 1201 and encodes 331 amino acids. NCBI's taxonomy places the organism in Eukaryota, Metazoa, Arthropoda, Insecta, Ephemeroptera, Baetidae. The record is from RefSeq and is a predicted model, not a curated record. Gene Ontology annotation, biological process: iron-sulfur cluster assembly. Gene Ontology annotation, molecular function: protein binding. Gene Ontology annotation, cellular component: cytosolic [4Fe-4S] assembly targeting complex.
AGAGAGACAGACAGAUUUUUUGUCUCCUCGCACAUGUUUUUGCAAUUCCUCGCCCCCUUUUACGGCUCAUGGCACCUCAAAAAAACAACAUGAGCUGCUGAGGCUGAUAGCAAACGUGCCGGCAUCCUUUAUUUCAGAAAACCUUUUGUCCGAACACAAACACAAAUCAUUCAUUUGGUUGAACAAAAUCGGUGCCACAAUAAUUAUGGGUCGACUCGAAGCGUCCCACAUUCUGCACGGACACAAAGGCCGUGUGUGGAACGUGGCCUGGCACCCUGAGGGCCACUUUUUGGCGUCCUGCGGCGAAGACAAGAGCAUCCGGAUCUGGGCUCGAGAAGGACAGAAGUGGGUGUGCAAGACGAGCUUGACGGAGGGACACAAUCGGACGAUCCGCGCCGUGUCUUGGUCGUUGUGUGGCAAAUUCUUGGCCAGCGCCAGUUUCGAUGGCACCACCAGCAUCUGGACCUACGUGAAGGGCGAUUACGACUGCGUCAUGUCCCUCGAGGGUCACGAAAAUGAGGUCAAAAGCGUGGCCUGGUCUCACUCGGGACAGUACCUGUCCACCUGCGGCAGGGACAAGACUGUCUGGGUUUGGGAAACGGCCGACGACAACGAGUACGAAUGCGCUGCUGUCCUUUUCAACCACGCACAAGAUGUUAAAAAAGUUGUCUGGCAGCCAAGCAAAGAUGUUGUGGCCUCCUGCAGUUACGAUGACAGCAUCAAAAUGUUCAGGGAAGACGGAACUGAAUGGGUCCAGUGUGCAAACCUGACGUCACACACGUCCACCGUUUGGAGUCUUGCAUUCAACAGUUCUGGUGACAGGAUGGCGUCAUGUAGUGAUGACUUAACAGUUAAAAUUUGGCAAGAAUAUCCUCCGGGCAAUCCUCAGGGCAUUGAAACGCCUGACAACAUUCCCGCCUGGAAGUGUGUGUGCACCCUGUCAGGUUUCCAUCCUAGGACAGUUUACGACGUCUCCUGGUGCCCUCAAUCAAACCGAAUUGCCACCGGCUGCGGUGAUGACAAAAUUCGCAUCUUCCUCGAGUCCCCUGAGAGCGACCAGAAUGCACCAACAUUCGAACUUGAGUCAACUGGGGAAGGACACACACAGGACGUGAAUGCCGUUGCGUGGAACCCCAAAGAGGCUGGAUUACUUGCCUCAGCCAGUGAUGAUGGUACUGUGAGACUGUGGUGCAUAAAAUAAGGUACAAUACGUUCUUCCAGUGAAUUGAAGAUUCCGUUAACCGUUUUAAUUGAUUUUUAAUAAUUUGCUAAGUGCAGUUAGUAAGCAAUAAAAUUUUCUUGGGCAUACAAUAAUUUUUCUAUGCAAGUACAGUUUGCUGUUGGGACAAAAAAAUACAAAACUCGAGAUUUUAUUAUUAUAAAUA